Saprolegnia parasitica CBS 223.65 is the source of this 1796-nucleotide messenger RNA. RefSeq lists its product as hypothetical. The transcript has a single exon. The record is from RefSeq and is a predicted model, not a curated record. The coding region runs from base 1 to 1749 and encodes 582 amino acids. Gene Ontology annotation, biological process: transmembrane transport. Gene Ontology annotation, molecular function: transmembrane transporter activity. Lineage: Eukaryota; Oomycota; Saprolegniomycetes; Saprolegniales; Saprolegniaceae.
AUGGCACGUUGGUUCUGUGACUACUGGCGCAUCGUGAUCCCGCCCAAGUCGCUCGCCGAGAUCGACGCCGAGCGCUGGCUGCUCGUGUGCCCUUUACCUGGCGAGAGGUCGUGCCAGUGCCGGCCGUUCUUCCGGUACUACAUUCUAAUCGCCGCCGCGCUUGUGCAGUUUGUCUGCGGCGUCCUCUUCUCCAUGACCAUCAUCUCCAAGCCGUUUGACUUGAACGUGUUCGGCGCGUCCACCAACAACCGCAACGCGCAGCUUACGAUCGAGAGCAGCGUCGCGAUCGCUCUCGCCAUGGCCUUUGUGGGCCCGGCCAACGAGCGCCGCGGGCCGCGCUGGAGCAUGCUCGUCGGUAGUAGCCUCGCGAUUGUGGGUCUGUGCGCGAUCCAGAUUGCACUCUGGGCACGGAUCUGGGCACCGCUGGUCGUCGGCUGCAUCGGCUGCGGCCUCGGCUAUGGUUUUCUCGUGAUUGCCGCCGUCUCGACCGUACAGAAAUGGUACCCAGAUCUGCGCGGAUCGGCCCUCGGCGUGAGCAUGCUGGGCUUUGGCGCUGGCCAGAUUGCGUGGAACGCGGCGUUCGAUUGUGUCCGCGACCACCUCGCCGACGAGAUGGUGCUCAACACGACGUUCCUCUUUGUGAUUCUGCUCCUCUCGCCGCUCCUCGCGUUUGGAAUCGUUGCGAUGCGGACGCCGCCGUCGAGCUUCCGCGUGCACGGCCACGACAUGCACGGCGUCCCAACCGAGGCUGUGCCGAGUUCGACGACGCUCCAAGACGACUACUACAACAUUGGCAUGACCCUGGUCAACUACUCUGCGCUGACGCUGCCGCGUCGGGACGGACCGGUCGCGGGCACGGAACGCGCGUACCACGAACAGGUCCGGGGCUUGACACUGCUGCAGUGUAUUUUCUCGACCGACUUUCUCUGCCUCGUGGUCGCAUCGGCCGCGCUCGCGUGUACGGGGCUGCUCUACGCCGAGAUCUCGGACCCGACCGACGCCGACCGGAUUCCACGUUGGUUCAACACGACGAGCAACGAGAACGUCCGGCUACACGCCGACAUUGCGGGUCUGCUAAGCCGCGUGGUGUGCCCGAUGCUCUCGGAUGCGAUAAGCAAAGCACUCUACUGGAACCCGGCGUUCGCGCGCAAGGUGGUGUUUCUCUUGCUGCUGUUGCUGCCCGCCGUGUCGUUGCCGCUCCUGCUCGACACCCUCGACGACUUUGCUCGGCUCAAAACCAUGAUUUACAUCGCCAAGACCGCCGCGAACGGCGGGUUUGCGGUCAUCGGCUGCUUCCUCACUGAUCUCUACGGCGUCUACAACAUGAGCACGAUGUACGGGCUCGUGCUCGCGGGCUGGUCCCUCGGGUCGGUCGUCGUCGCAGUGCGCUUCUCCGGCGACCGCACCGACUACUUUGAUCAAGUGCAGCUCAUUUGGGUGCUCUGCCUCGUCGGGUUUUGCCUCAUGGUCUUUGUCCGCACCGACAGCAUGGACCGGUUCUACCACGGCUACCAGCUCUCGAUCUGCGGCAAGACGGUGCUUCAAAUCCCGUUCAAGCGCCGACCUGAGGCGUCGUCCACGGUGAUGGACCCUUGCAGCUUGAGCAUGGCGACCUUGGGACGACUCAGCAGCAAGCACCAGCUCGUGUCGGCAACGUCGCUGAGCAAAACGAUGAGCUUCAAGCACGAUGGCGCGUUCUUUAUUGUGCGCUCCGAUUCCGAGGCCAGUGUCGGCCACUUGAAUGUAUGACCCGAGAGAAGGGCAUGCGUUUUUGCCUAUAAAUUAGUAGUAUUUAC